GGCACUCGGCUCGUACGCUACUUCAAUCGCUCCAAAUCGCGAUCGUAUCGUAGUGCUCUCACAGUGACUCAGUGCGUGUUUCCGAUUCGUAACACUCGCAUGACGGAAUACAUGUUAAGGAGAUGAACGGCACCACGACCACGGUGAAUGGUGGCGCUGUCAAUGGUACUAAUGGAACCCUAAAUGGGAUUGGAGCUGCUCCGCGGACUGCCACCCUCGGCACCCCGAGCAGCUACGCGUACACGUCAAGUGGAUCGCUUCUAGGCAGAGGCGGCUCCGCAAGACCUGUGCCGCCUCCGACUCUUCCUAAAUACAGUGGGUCCUUCAGUGCUGGCAGUACGGGUAGCCUUCGGGAGAGGGAUAGAGAAGGCACAGGUGGAUCCCACCGUUUGGCCAGCCUGGAACGAUUGGCCCUGAGGCAGCGUAUAAUCGAACAAAAUGCAAACAAUCAGGUGACGGCCGGCUUACUCCUCAACAAUAAUGCACCGAACGGGCCCACCUCAGCCACCGUCACCCUCACCGACACGGCUACGUUACAAAGUAAACGCGAGCUGUUUUUCAAGUCAGACACUGUGAGCGGCGCGUCGGGCCCGCCAAGCUCGGCGCCGCCAGCGCCGCCGCUCGCGCCCUCCGCGCUCAAAGACUCGCUCGCCAAGCGCUCGGCCACGCUGCCCGACAACCACGAGAACCAUCACGAGGCCAACGGCGCCCCGCCGUCCGCCAAGCUGAGCAACAGCGUGUCUAUAGACUCCGCUAAGUCAAAUGUGCCUCCAUCUGCACCGCCUCCUGUACCCACCACGGCGCCGCCGACCGGCCCUGUGCCACUCAGGAGUACAGAGAAUAUAAUCAAGAAAACUGACCACCCUCCGGUUGCGCCAAAACCAGACCUACCUAAAUUAGAAAAACCAAAAACCAAAGAACUAGAUGGAUAUGUUGGAUUUGCGAAUCUACCAAAUCAAGUGUACAGAAAAGCAGUCAAAAAAGGUUUCGAGUUCACAUUGAUGGUUGUAGGUGAGACGGGGCUCGGAAAGUCGACACUGAUCAACUCGUUGUUCCUAACCGAUGUGUACGAUAAGGACAAGCACCCGGGGCCGUCACUCCGCGUCAAGAAGACCGUGGGCGUGGAGACCAGCGUCGUCAUCCUCAAGGAGAAUGGAGUCAACCUCACGCUCACCAUCGUGGACACGCCGGGCUUUGGAGAUGCGGUCGACAACAGCAAUUGUUGGCAACCGAUAAUCGACUUCGUAGAAUCGAAAUACGAAGAAUUCCUAAACGCAGAGUCCCGAGUCACACGGAAAGCGGCGCCGGCAGACACUCGCGUACACUGCUGUCUGUACUUCAUCGCGCCCAGCGGGCACGGACUGAAGCCUCUGGAUGUUGAGUUUAUGCAGAGGCUGGGCGAUAAGGUCAACAUCAUACCGGUCAUCGCGAAAGCUGACACCAUGACGCCUGAGGAAUGCAAAGACUUUAAAGAACAGAUAAUGAAAGAAAUCGCUCAACACAAGAUCAAGAUCUACGAAUUCCCCGAGAGCACAGGCGAGGAAGGCGAAGGCGCGGAGGCGGGCAAGCUACGCGCGCGCGUGCCCUUCGCCGUGGUGGGCGCCAACACCGUCAUCGAGCAGGACGGCAAGCGAGUCCGCGGCCGCAAGUACCCCUGGGGCGUGGCGGAAGUGGAGAACCUCGAGCACUGCGACUUCCUGGCGCUGCGCAACAUGGUGAUCCGGACGCACCUGCAGGACCUGAAGGACGUGACGAGCUCCGUGCACUACGAGAACUACCGCUGCCGCAAGCUCGCCGGCCUCUCGCACGACGGCAAGCCGCACAGGAUCAACUCCAACAAGAAUCCUCUUGCUCAAAUGGAAGAAGAGAAGAGGGAACACGAUCUUAAGAUGAAGAAAAUGGAGAGUGAAAUGGAACAAGUGUUCGAGAUGAAGGUUCGCGAGAAGCGCGCCAAGCUGAAGGAGUCGGAGGCGGAGCUGGCGCGGCGCCACGAGGCCACGCGCCGCGCGCUCGAGGCGCAGGCGCGCGAGCUGGACGAGCGCCAGCGCGCGCUGCAGGCGGAGCGCGCCGCGUGGGAGCGGGAUACCGGCCUCUCGCUCGACGACCUGCGCCGGCGCUCACUCGAGGCCAACAGCAAAGAGACGGUCGACGGCAAAGACAAGAAGGACAAGAAAAAGAAAGAUUGGUCUUUUAAGGGUGUCACAUCCGGAAUAGCUAUAUAAUAUUGGUAACAACCCGAUAUGAGGCACCACAUGUAUUACGUGUAAGAAGUAGCUCUAUGAUUGUAGCAUAAUUGAACAACGAUUUAUUAAAGACUAUCUGCUGGGUGUAACCAUGAUAUAUCACUUUACAAACUGACACAGGUUUCUAUACGAGAUUACUUUUUGUAUGUAUUUUAUAAGUUUUUUCCAUGACAAAGCAUUUAUAUGAUAAGUGAGGCCUAAUUUUGUACGACUUGUGUUUCAAAGGAAUUUUGUAGAAUGAAUUUUACAAGGUGGUUUACUGUUUUGGAUCCGUUUUUAAAUUACUGUAUCAUUGACGAAAGUUUGCACAAACAGUUCUUUGACACAUUAUGAUUCGACAUUAACGUCCACGAAGAUGCCAAAUAGCUUGUAAUGGUCUGCGUAAGGCCUCGGUCUAUACAAUAUUGUAUUUAACAAGUAUUUUACGGGAGCUGUAUUAUCAAAUACAAGUAUAAACAUCGAUUUGACUUCUCAGCUCAAAAACUGUGUGACAUUAAGCUCUAGGCACUAAAAUCUUUACUGAUAAAUAUAGCAUAAUAAAAUUUACAAACGCUAGCUGUGAAGAGUUUUAUUUUCUGUUAUAUUUGUAAGUAGAGAAGUACUGUACGUACUGUAGACGUAUGAGAUAUAAAUAAAAAUUAGAACACCAUUCUAAAUCUUAACGAUAAAUUAUAUAAAAAUAAUUUUUACUUCGUUUUCAAUACAUAUUUCAUACGAUUUCUGCUUAUUGGAGUGAGGAAGCGCGCUCAAGCGCUCUCGGCUUAGUGAUAUGGAUCAUGCUCAUAGCUCAGUUGUGACAUAGACUCAAUAAUAGCUAGGUGUUAGUGUUUCAAAUAUUUGUAACGGAAUGGAGUGAGGUUUGUUCACCAUUAAUAUUAUUAUAUUUGAUUACCGCGGACAUAAUACACUUUGUAUUUUAAAUCACCACUCAUAUCGUUAAAAUAUAUAAGUUAAUAAAUAUUUAGAUAAGACAUACGACACCUCGUUCUUUUUUGUUGAACUUCGAUAUACCUACAUGUAGAAUUUCUAUUUAUUGUGAUUAUAUUCUUUAAUGUAUUGCAUACUCGCAUUUAUUUAUGUAAAUAUUCUUGUUUUGUAGUCACUACACAUGGGACAUAAAGUAUAAUAUCAAGUUAUUCAAUAGGACUGGUGACUGCGAGUUACUAUUAUGAAACAAAUCCUUUUUGAGCGUUUGUUUCGAAUGGUCUUUACACAUUUUUAGAAGAUACAGCAGAUUUUGAUGGUGUUGCUGGUUAUCUCAUACAUGAUCUCUUCCAAGUAACCGGGAAUAUCAUAAAAAACCUAUAUUUUCAAAAAUGUGUACUAAAGUGAGGCGAAUAAACCUCUGAAAUGUUUCAGGGCGCUUAGACUAGUGGCUAAUCGUUUCCGCUCCGCAACAUAUCGCAAGUUAUUUCUAUCUAUCGCUCUUUCGUAUUAGUGCGUCAAAGAGAGAUACCUACCUACGAUACGCUACGGUGUGUGAACGAUGGGAAUCUUGUUUACGCAGCCUGACACGCAUAAUCGUUGAUCAGUAAUGCCAUGGUUUAAUUAUAUUUAAUUCCUAUAACGCAGUAUUGACUUCCGCAUUAAGUAAGGAGUUUAGUAGUAAGAUUAUGCUUAAUUUUGUAUUUUGUGUAGGGCCGCGGCCCACUUUACCAUACUGAUCAUUUGCUUAGUCAUAGCGAGGAUUUGUGAUGUAUGCGGGACGAAGUUCAGCCGGUGUAAUAUAUUGUACCUUUGAAUAAAAUAUAAAUAAAUACGUAAUAUAUAGGC
This is a messenger RNA of Leguminivora glycinivorella, 4016 nucleotides long. It is a transcript of the gene pnut, whose product is annotated as septin-7. The record is from RefSeq and is a predicted model, not a curated record. Bases 123 to 2222 code for a protein of 699 amino acids. Gene Ontology annotation, biological process: cytoskeleton-dependent cytokinesis; cilium assembly. Lineage: Eukaryota; Metazoa; Arthropoda; Insecta; Lepidoptera; Tortricidae. Gene Ontology annotation, cellular component: cell division site; septin complex; septin ring. Gene Ontology annotation, molecular function: GTPase activity; GTP binding; molecular adaptor activity. The transcript has 12 exons.